Messenger RNA from Dermacentor andersoni, 1418 nucleotides. NCBI's taxonomy places the organism in Eukaryota, Metazoa, Arthropoda, Arachnida, Ixodida, Ixodidae. The record is from RefSeq and is a predicted model, not a curated record.
AGGCAAAUGCUUGGCCGCUAGCCGGCCGGAGUCACGGACUGCACGCAGACACGCGCGUUCAUUUCCUGUUGUGGUCGAAUGUGACCUACUAGCAUACUACUAGUGACCGCAGCGUACAUCCUUGUUUUCAAUCUAGCAGUACUCAACCGUUCCUACGUAGUGGUGGUUAAGAGAUCGUCUGAGGCCCACCAACAGCAAAUAUGGCGGAAUCGACAGACGCGGAGCUGAGCGUGGCGGCGGAGCCGCCCACUGUCGGCAGCGGCCAGCAGGCUACUGUAGUGUGCGGGGAAGCUUCGGAAUCGGACGACGAGGACCUCAGCGUUUCCACCAGCACAGUCGCCAGCGAUCUGAGUGUGUCGAGUGCCAGCGACAGUGCUACGUCGAGCGAGCGUCGAUCUGCGGAACCUAGCCAGCACAGAACGCUUCUUCACCGAAAACUGCGUGAACGUAACGCAAGCUUACGGAGGAGCAUAUGCGAACUGAUGCGGCAUCCCUAUCAGAACGCUGCCCGCGAACUCGGUGCUAUUUCCCAGAACCUUGUUCGCUCGCAUCAACUUCUGCAAGAAGUGUCUACCUUCCUCAGGAAACUGACCAACGAGCUUUUCCAGAUUGAAGACAAACUCGACACUAUACAGCACUGCAACAUCAUUCCGGAGAUAACGAUUCCGCCGCCAAAUCCCCGUGCGUCACCAGAACGCCUGUGACUUGUAGAUGUAUAUGUUGACCUACUAGACAUGAUAUCGCGAUGGCAGCCAACACUGUUGACAUAGCACCGCCUCUAAUACCGACCUUAAGCUUGGGUUGCACCGGUUGCAGAGAUCUUUUGCGUGUGCUGCGACACCUGUCGCGAAAGGAAGAUGCAGGCACGUAUCAAUUCAUUAAAUACGUCUUUAUUGACUGUACAGAAUCAACAAUUCAAAUAUGGCCGUUUCUGCGCGCAUUUUGUGUGAGCACAGAACCAUUUGAGCAACACUAACAUACCCGUAGCAUGCCACUCGCGGAGAACAGUAACGUACAUGACUGUUUUCAGACUGGCAGCACUGUUUAGGCAUGUAGUCAACUAUUUUGAACAGGAGUCCAACACUUAAUGACACUGUAGUACUACAGAGCUGCUUGCUUGCCCUAAUGUUAGGGACUUCGCAUUAUCAUCAAGCAGUCAUAAUGCGAAUCUCAAGUAUGAAAAACAGCUUGUAGUUUGAGCACAAUUAGCUCAAGCACUUUGCCAGUCCAUAAAUUGGGCAUGGUAGCGAAACUUAAGUUCACAUACUGUUGGCAAAGUUCCACUAAAUGCUGGAGAUAGAAAGUGUCACCUUUACCUAUCGAGUUUUCAGCCUUUAAACAAGAUCUGAAAGUUCACUCAUUUGUUAAAAAAAAGUAGCUUCACAGAAGUUCAGAAAAUAAAAGCUUGGUUGUCUGGC